AUGACAAUGGCAGAAAAGAGAAUAUCAGGUAAGAAAUAUGUGCUAGUAACUGGUGGUGCAGGUUACAUUGGAUCGCACGCAGUUGCUGAGUUGAUUGAGAAUGGGUAUGAAUGUGUUGUGGUUGAUAAUUUGUGCAACUCAUCUUACGAAUCUGUGGCUCGCUUAGAGCUAUUGACAAAACAUUACAUUCCAUUCUGCAAGGUGGAUCUAUGUGACCGCGAGGGACUGGAAAAAGUGUUCCAAGAGUACAAAAUUGAUUCUGUCAUUCACUUCGCUGGUUUGAAAGCUGUUGGGGAGUCUACAAAAAUUCCCUUGACGUACUUCCACAAUAAUAUCCUAGGAACGUUGGUUCUUCUGGAAUUGAUGGAAAAGUACCAUGUUGAAAAGCUGGUGUUCUCGUCCUCGGCAACUGUGUACGGAGAUGCCACGAGAUUUCCUAAUAUGAUUCCAAUUCCUGAAGAGUGUCCAUUGGAUCCAACUAAUCCUUAUGGUCACACGAAGUUUACAAUUGAGAAGAUUUUGCAGGAUCUUUACGCUAGCAACACGAAUAUCUGGAAAUUCGCUAUCCUGCGUUAUUUCAAUCCUAUUGGCGCUCAUCCAUCAGGACUAAUUGGUGAGGAUCCUUUGGGUAUUCCAAACAAUUUGCUUCCAUACAUGGCUCAAGUCGCUGUUGGCAGACGUGAAAAACUGUAUGUGUUUGGUGAUGACUAUGAAACUAGAGAUGGUACACCAAUUCGUGAUUACAUCCAUGUGGUAGACUUGGCCAAGGGUCAUAUUGCAGCGUUGAAAUACUUGGACGCACACAGUACUGACGGGUUGUGUCGUGAGUGGAACCUGGGAUCAGGUACAGGCUCUACUGUGUUCGAAGUGUAUCGUGCUUUUUGCAAUGCAUCCAACAAGAAAAUUCCUUACGAAGUUACUGGUAGAAGGGCAGGUGACGUUAUAAAUCUGACUGCUAAACCAGACAGAGCUCAACGUGAAUUGAAAUGGAAGACAGAGUUAGAUGUCGGUGUUGCAUGUUCUGAUUUAUGGAAAUGGGCUACGGAAAAUCCUUUUGGUUACCAACUAAACGGACAGAAAGCUGUUUUUGCUGCGCAAGUUAAUGAUUACGAAGACAGAUUUAUUACAAUUGGGGCCGGUUCGAAAUUUGAGGCCACCAUUGCUAAUCUCGGUGCCACACUGGUUGAUCUUAAGGUCAACGGUCAAUCAGUGGUUUUGGGUUACUCUGAAGCUGAGGAAUACGUUGCUGAUAAUGGGACUUACGUUGGUGCCACCGUUGGCCGUUACGCAAAUCGUAUAAAGGAGGGUUUGUUCACCUUGCAAGAUGGCCCUCACAAGUUGACAGUCAACAACUGCGGUAACACUAAUCAUAGUAGUAUCAGUUCUUUCCACACCAAAAAGUUUUUGGGACCUUUGGUUGAGAAUCCUUCCAAGGACGUUUACAUCGCCGAGUUUCUUCUUUUAGAUGACCAUUCAGUGCCAAAUGAGUUCCCGGGUGACUUAGAGGUCCUCGUAAAAUAUACUUUAAACGUCGCCGAGAUGUCAUUGAAAUUGAGUUAUCAAGCCCAAUUGAUAAAUGGUGAAGCUACUCCAAUUAACAUGACUAAUCACACGUACUUUAACUUGAACAAAGUCAAUAAUGAACAAUCUAUUAACGGUACAGAAGUGAGAAUUUGUUCAAACAAGUCACUAGAAGUUAGUGAUGGUGCAUUGAUCCCAACAGGAAAGGUCAUCGAAAGAGAUAUCGCUACAUUUGACUCUACUAGACCUACUACUUUACGUGAAGACGGUCCUUUCUAUGAUUAUUGUUUUAUUUCUGACGAAAACAAAGGGUUAAAAUCGCCUGACUCGACAAGCCAUAAUGAUUUAGUCCCCUUCUUCAAGGCUUAUCAUCCCGAAUCGAAAAUUACUUUGGAAGUCAGUUCCACGGAGCCAACGGUCCAUUUCUAUACUGGCGACGGACUUUCUGGAAAGUUUGAACCAAGAUCUGGGUUUGCUGUCGAGCAAGGGAGAUACAUUGAUGCAAUCAACCGUAGUGACUGGGAGGACUGCGUUCUUCUAAAACGUGGCGAUGUUUACACUUCAGAAACCCAAUAUCGUUUCGAGAAUUAG
Torulaspora delbrueckii is the source of this 2112-nucleotide messenger RNA. It is a transcript of the gene GAL10, whose product is annotated as bifunctional UDP-glucose 4-epimerase/aldose 1-epimerase. The transcript has a single exon. Bases 1 to 2112 code for a protein of 703 amino acids. Gene Ontology annotation, cellular component: cytosol. Gene Ontology annotation, biological process: beta-D-galactose catabolic process via UDP-galactose, Leloir pathway. The record is from RefSeq and is a predicted model, not a curated record. Gene Ontology annotation, molecular function: carbohydrate binding; UDP-glucose 4-epimerase activity. NCBI's taxonomy places the organism in Eukaryota, Fungi, Ascomycota, Saccharomycetes, Saccharomycetales, Saccharomycetaceae.